This is a messenger RNA of Impatiens glandulifera, 1080 nucleotides long. RefSeq names its product protein trichome birefringence-like 41. Gene Ontology annotation, molecular function: O-acetyltransferase activity. The transcript is spliced from 5 exons. Gene Ontology annotation, cellular component: Golgi apparatus. Lineage: Eukaryota; Viridiplantae; Streptophyta; Magnoliopsida; Ericales; Balsaminaceae. The coding region runs from base 1 to 1080 and encodes 359 amino acids. The record is from RefSeq and is a predicted model, not a curated record.
AUGGAUCUAAUUUCUAGUUCCUUGUUUGGAUUGUUGAUCCUACUUGUUGUGGCUGCAGCUGAUGAUCAUGAUCUGAAUGGAUCAUUGAGUAUUGACAUUCGAGGCAAAUCAUGUAACCUUUACCAGGGAAGUUGGGUUAAAGACAAUUCCUACCCUCUUUACAAGAAUUGUCCUUUUGUCGAGAAAACAUUCGAUUGUCAGAACAAUGGUCGACCUGACACAGACUAUCUCAGCUACAGAUGGCAGCCCGCCGCUUGUCAACUAUCCAGAUUUGAUGGGCUAGGGUUUUUGAAUAAAUACAAAGGAAAGAAGAUCAUGUUUGUAGGAGAUUCAUUAGUUAGAGAUCAAUGGCAAUCUUUAGCUUGUUUACUAUACAAUUCAGCCAAGGGUUUAACCUAUACCUUUACAAGACUAGGCAAAGUCUCCACUUUUCACAUUCCGGAGUACGACUUGUCGGUUAUGAUGGAUAGAAACGUGUUUUUGGUGGAUUUAGUGAGUGAGGCUCGAGGGAGAAUAUUGAAACUUGAUUCAAUCGACGGGCAUGUUUGGAAGGAGAUGGAUGUGCUCGUUUUCGACACUUGGCAUUGGUGGAGUUAUAGACAUGCCCUACAAGUAUGGGACUAUAUACAAAUAGGCAACCAAUAUUUAAAAGACAUGAAUAGAACGGAUGCGUUCGAGCAUGCGAUUAACACGUGGGGCGGUUGGGUGGAUGCAAACGUUAAUCCUUCUAAGACGAGUGUCUUUUUUCAGGGCAUAUCUCCUAAUCAUUACGAUGGAUCGGAUUGGAAUGAAUGGAAUGCAAACAAAUGCGUGGGACAAACAGAGCCGAUAAUGGGAUCAAAAUAUUAUGGUAGAUACCCGCCACAAAUGAGAGUAUUGAGAAGGGCUUUAGGUCGUGUGAAAAGGGUCCCGGUGACUUUGCUCGACAUAACCGGACUUUCGUUGCUUAGAAAAGACGGUCAUCCUUCUAUAUAUGGAUACGGUGGUGCUGCUGGAGCCGAUUGCACGCAUUGGUGCCUUGCCGGAGUGCCUGAUACAUGGAACCAGAUCCUUUCUCACCUUCUACUUUCCAGACAUUGA